AUGGCAAACAUAUUUGGGCUUGAAGCCCCACUGUCAAAAAUGGCAAUCUCAAAUGCGCAUGGAGAGGACUCACCAUACUUUGCUGGCUGGAAAGCUUAUAAUGAGGACCCUUAUGAUGCAAAGAAAAACCCAUCUGGAGUCAUACAAAUGGGUUUGGCUGAGAACCAAGUCUCUUUUGAUUUGCUUGAGAAUUAUCUGGAGGAGCACCCAGAGGCUUACAGCUGGAGCUCUGGCCCCUCUAGCUUUAGAGAAAAUGCCUUAUUUCAGGACUACCAUGGCCUCCAAUCUUUCAGAAAGGCAAUUGCAGGCUUCAUGGAGAAAAUAAGAAGCCAUCGUGCAAAAUUUGAUCCUGAACGCAUUGUCCUCACCGCCGGGGCCACCGCGGCCAACGAGCUCCUUACCUUUAUCUUAGCUGAUCCCGGCGAUGCCUUGCUUGUUCCCACUCCCUACUACCCUGGAUUCGACAGAGAUCUUCAAUGGAGAACAAGAGUUAGUAUUGUCCCCAUACCUUGCCACAGCACCAACUCCUUCCAACUCACUCUGCAAUCUCUCGAAACAGCCUACGCCGACGCCGAAGCAUCAAACCUUAGAGUUAAAGCUCUCCUCAUAACCAACCCUUCUAACCCUCUCGGCAUCUCCUCUCCUCGCACCCUCCUCGAAGACAUUCUAGACUUCAUCAGCAAAAAAAACAUACAUUUGAUCUCUGAUGAGAUCUACUCCGGCUCCGUCUUCGAUGCAACCGACUUCGUAAGCAUUGCAGAGAUUGCGGAAGAGAGAAGCCAUAUAAGCUCUGAAAAAAUUCACAUUGUUUAUAGCCUUUCAAAGGACUUAGGCCUGCCCGGGUUCAGAGUGGGAGCUCUAUAUUCUUACAAUGACAGGGUGGUAAAGACAGCAAGAAGAAUGUCAAGCUUCAGUCUCGUCUCCUCUCAAACUCAAAAGACGUUAUCUUUCAUGCUAUCUGAUGAAGAGUUUUCAUUGAAAUUCAUUGAAACUAAUAGAAUGAGAUUGAAGGAGAGGCAUUCAUGUGUUGUUAAAGAGCUAAGGGAUUCAGGUAUUGAGUGCUUGAAGGGGAAUGCAGGGCUAUUUUGCUGGGUGAAUCUUGGUGAGUUCCUUGAGAAGAAGAAUAGGGAAGAAGAGCUUAAGCUUUGGAAGGUGAUACUGGAUGAGGUGAAGCUUAAUAUAUCUCCAGGGUCUUCUUGCCAUUGUUCGGAAGCUGGUUGGUUUAGAGUUUGCUUUGCUAAUAUGAGCAAGGAAACGUUGGAGGUAGCGUUGAGGAGACUGAGGGAAUUUUCUGAAAAGAUUAGAGGAAGAAGAAGAUCUCCUAAUGGAGAGAUUUGCACAUGA
Messenger RNA from Phalaenopsis equestris, 1344 nucleotides. RefSeq names its product 1-aminocyclopropane-1-carboxylate synthase 7-like. NCBI's taxonomy places the organism in Eukaryota, Viridiplantae, Streptophyta, Magnoliopsida, Asparagales, Orchidaceae. Bases 1 to 1344 code for a protein of 447 amino acids. The transcript has 4 exons. Gene Ontology annotation, biological process: biosynthetic process; amino acid metabolic process. Gene Ontology annotation, molecular function: pyridoxal phosphate binding; transaminase activity. The record is from RefSeq and is a predicted model, not a curated record.